AUGGCACCCAUUGAAGUUGCUAAAAACCUCACAUACACAGAUCACUCGCCAAUUGUCGGGUUGUCUAAGACAAGCAAAGCCAAGGAAGCAUGUGGACAACUAUUCACAAUUGGAAACGUAAAUAGUACAACCGAGGAAGGGGAGACAGAUGGUCUUGAUUCUAUCAAUCAAAUGUCAAAAGAGGAGACCAAAAUUCCGCUGAAAUCUGUUGCACCCAUGGAACAGCUAACAACCCAAAGCGAGAUACGGCUUCACCUCAAUUCAAAAUGUCCUUGGGUGAACUCAAACCGAAGCCGUGUUCUCAUUGGGGCUUCCUGGAUGGUAGAGGAGGACAAACGCCAGUUUUUGAGGUACCCAGAAGUACUUUUCAUGGAUGCCACGCACAAAACUAACAAUGAAGGCCGCCCUCUUCUACUCAUUUGUGGUCGGGACUCUGAUGGCAAAGCCUUCGUUAUACUGCGUGUGUUCAUGCCAAAUGAAACUUCCGCAUUUUAUAACUGGGUCUUUCAGGAGGCCCUCCCAUCAAUGUUAGGCAAGGAGCAUUUGGAGCGGGUCAAUUUGGUUCUAACUGAUGGUGAUUCUAAUGAAUUCUCAGCUCUUGAAAAUUCAAUGCUUAAGUUGCUACCAAAUGCACUUCGGGGUAGAUGUGGGCACCACCUCAUUAAGAAAACGUUGCAAAAGAAAUCUAUUGCGCCUUCUUAUUUCAAAAAUAGGGUAUUGGGAGAGGCUAUACUGCAAGAAAUUGAGGGUUGGGUCCGUUCUUGGGUAGACGGAUCUUCCUGUCUCACUGAAGAAGAGUUUAUGUUCUCCAAAAACUUGUUGCUGGAUGAAUUGCGGAACAAUGAACAGCUACAAGAGGUCAUGGGGCUGGAGAGCGUCGGCAAACUCAUGGACUGGCUCGACACAGAUGUACUGCCCCAUGAAAAGACUUUUGCCCACUACAUGAAACGAGACCAUCGGUGCCUUGGGGAAUAUGUUACUAAUGCAACCAAGGGAUUAAACUAUGCUGCCAAACACAGUUCAAUGUCCGCAAAGCCAGAUCAGAAAAUGGUCACUUCAUAG
Cylindrotheca closterium is the source of this 1062-nucleotide messenger RNA. The record is from the annotation of a GenBank genome assembly. Lineage: Eukaryota; Bacillariophyta; Bacillariophyceae; Bacillariales; Bacillariaceae.